Messenger RNA from Neurospora tetraspora, 1578 nucleotides. RefSeq names its product general substrate transporter. The transcript has 5 exons. NCBI's taxonomy places the organism in Eukaryota, Fungi, Ascomycota, Sordariomycetes, Sordariales, Sordariaceae. Gene Ontology annotation, molecular function: carbohydrate:proton symporter activity. Gene Ontology annotation, cellular component: membrane. Bases 1 to 1578 code for a protein of 525 amino acids. The record is from RefSeq and is a predicted model, not a curated record. Gene Ontology annotation, biological process: transmembrane transport; carbohydrate transport.
AUGAAUGGAAUCAAGGGCUUGGGCCUGGACUUCUCCGAAGCCUCGUGGCGCUUGCAUUCCCUUUGUCUGUUGCUUGCUCUUGGCUCGUUUGUUUGGGGAUACAACGUCGGCGUUCUCGCCUCGGUCCUCGCCCAUCCCGGUUUCCGCGAGACCAUCCCCGGCUAUAGCCCGUAUAGGCGCGGCCUCAUCACGGCCAUCUACUACCUCGGCACAUGGCUGAGUUAUGUCUUCUUCUCCCGUCCCGCAGCGGACCUGCUCGGCCGUCGCUAUGCUGCCAUGGUGGGCAUGUCCGUGCUAUGCGUCGGUCAGGCACUUCAGGCCUCCGCGUCGGGGUCGGUGGCGCUUAGUAUGGUGAUGAUCGGUCGGGUUGUUUCUGGCUUGGGCACCGGUAUUGUCUCGACGAGUGUGCCGUUGUAUCAAAGUGAAAUUGCUCCGGCCAAACAACGAGGCAAACUUGUCGUUUUGAACCAUGUCGGGUUCGUAGCUGGACUUGCCUCUGGCUUCUGGGUCGGCUACGCCAUAACCUUCUGGAACGACUCACACGGCUACCUCAGCGGCUGGCGCCUCUCCGUCUCCCUCUCCUUCAUCCCCGCCACUCUCUUCCUCCUGGGUCUCCCCUUCCUCUACGAGUCCCCGCGCUGGCUUGUCGAGCACGGCCGCGCCGACGAAGCCCUCAAAGCCCUGCAAUUCUACCGCGAAGGGGCCUUCACCCCUUCACAAAUCCAGGAUGAACUGACCGACAUCAAGCGCAACGUGUCCGCCUACCAGGCCACAAGCCUGAAGAAGUGGACCUCCCUCUUCACCAAUCCCAGCUUGUUCUCCCGCCUGUGGCGAGCGGCCCUGCUGCACUUCAUGGCGCAGAUGUGCGGCGCCACGGCCAUGAAGUACUACUUGCCGGAACUUUUCAGGGUGUUGGGCCUCAGCCCGCGCGUGUCGUUGCUGGCGGGCGGGAUCGAAAGUACCCUGAAGAUUGGCUGCACGGUGUUGGAAAUGUUUGUUAUUGAUAGGGUGGGGAGGAGGGUGACGUUGGCUGUUGGGGCGGGGAUUAUGGCUUUUGCGUUGUUAAUCAACGGCGCCCUCCCCCUCGCUUACCCCAACAACACCAACCGCGUAGCUGACUACACUUGCGUCGUCUUCAUCUUCAUCUACUCGCUUGGCUACAGCAUGGGUUUCGGCCCGGCGGCUUGGGUUUACGGGUCCGAGAUCUUCCCCACUGUCGCUCGCGCGCGCGGGUUGAGCUUCGCUGCUUCUGGCGGCGCUGUGGGCUCGAUUAUUGUUUCUCAGCUGUGGCCUAUCGGGAUUGCUGAGCUUGGGUCCAAGAUUUACUUCUUCUUCAUGGCUGUCAACCUGGUCUGCGUACCGAUCAUCUUUUUGCUUUAUCCUGAGACGAAGGGACGUCCGCUGGAAGAUAUGGAGGUGUUGUUUGGCGGGUAUGAGGGUAGAACUCCGUCGACUACGUCUUUGCUUUUGGCUGAUGAGAGGGACGAUGAGGAUGAGGAUGAGGAUGAGGACGAGGAUGACGAGGAUGAGAGGCCAGGUAGGCCGCUGCUUGGUGAUGGAAGAGAUGUGGCAAGGUAG